Messenger RNA from Yamadazyma jaroonii, 660 nucleotides. NCBI's taxonomy places the organism in Eukaryota, Fungi, Ascomycota, Pichiomycetes, Serinales, Debaryomycetaceae. The record is from the annotation of a GenBank genome assembly.
AUGGAAUCUUUUUCAACUGACUUUUUAGAUAUUGCUUUAGAAUCAAAAGCUUUAAUCUUUGGUGAAUAUACCUUGAAAUCAGGUAGAAAAUCUCCAUAUUUCUUCAAUAUGGGAUUAUUCAACAAAGGGAAACUUGUUUCAGCUUUAGCUACUUCUUAUGCUAAAGCUAUUAUUAAAUCAGGUAUUAAAUUUGAUGUAUUAUUUGGACCUGCUUAUAAAGGUAUUCCUUUAGCUGCUAUUACUGUUGCUAAAUUAGCCGAAUUAGAUCCUGAAACUUAUAAUGAUCUUGAAUACGCUUUUAAUAGAAAAGAAAAGAAAGAUCAUGGAGAAGGUGGAUCAUUUGUUGGUGCUACUAUUGAAGGUAAAAAAGUUUUAAUCAUUGAUGAUGUAGUUACUGCCGGUACUGCUAUUACUGAAUCAAUUGAAAUGAUCAAAGGGGCUAAAGGUGAAGUUGUUGGAUGUAUUUUAGCUUUAGAUAGACAAGAAACUGCUACUGGAUCUGAACUUUCAACUACUCAAAAUAUUGCUAAAAACAACAAUAUUCCAGUUAUUUCAAUUUCUUGUUUGAAUGAUAUUAUCAGUCACUUGGGUAAGAAAUUAAGUCCAGAACAAUUAGAAAACAUUGAAAACUAUAGAAAACAAUAUAGUCCAAAGGUUUAA